Molecule: messenger RNA, 5082 nt
Organism: Gavialis gangeticus (Gharial)
Lineage: Eukaryota; Metazoa; Chordata; Crocodylia; Gavialidae
Gene: GLI3
Product: GLI family zinc finger 3
Exons: 16
Coding region: 357-5075 (1572 amino acids)
Biological process (GO): regulation of transcription by RNA polymerase II; smoothened signaling pathway
Cellular component (GO): nucleus
Molecular function (GO): DNA-binding transcription factor activity, RNA polymerase II-specific; RNA polymerase II cis-regulatory region sequence-specific DNA binding
Source: RefSeq, a predicted model, not a curated record
GUGUGGGAGAAGCGGAGGGAUAUUUCAUCUGUUGAUACCCAGCAAAGUGAUGUGGUUGAGGACCUCUGCAGCUUUCCACAUCUCAUUCCUUCAAAGGGUUUCAGGAGAGUGGAUGCUGUUGUUUUAACUGGCCUGGGAACUUGGGGUGUUUACAGACAUGCACACACACAUGCGCUGAUAAAGUUGCAGCUUCCAACUCCUGACACCACGUGAAAAGGAAAGCUCUUUGCCAGCUGUUCCAUAUUUUCCAGCUGCCACUUCAGUUUGAAAUGAUGGACUGUACGGAUCUCAAAGUAAAAGAGCCUUUUUAGUCAAAGGUAUUAGUACAAGGAGAACUGAAGUAAUGAGAAGUCAUCAUGGAAGCCCAGUCCCAUAGCUCUACCACUACUGAGAAGAAGAAAGUUGAGAAUUCCAUAGUGAAAUGCUCCACUCGAACAGAUGUCAGUGAGAAAGCUGUUGCCUCCAGCACAACUUCCAAUGAGGAUGAAAGUCCUGGACAGACCUAUCACAGAGAGAGAAGAAACGCAAUCACAAUGCAGCCACAAGGUGGGCAAGGUCUCAGUAAAAUCAGUGAAGAGCCUUCAACAUCUAGCGAGGAAAGGGCCUCAUUAAUAAAGAAGGAGAUCCAUGGAUCUAUAUCGCACCUUUCUGAACCUUCUGUACCUUAUCGUGGGACGGUUUUUGCUAUGGACCCCAGGAAUGGUUACAUGGAUCCUCAUUAUCAUCCGCCUCACCUUUUCCCAGCAUUCCACCCUCCUGUGCCAAUUGAUGCAAGACAUCAUGAGGGGCGUUACCAUUAUGAACCAUCUCCCAUUCCUCCUCUGCAUGUGCCUUCUGCAUUAUCUAAUAGCCCAACGUAUUCAGAUCUUCCAUUCAUUAGAAUUUCUCCACACAGAAAUCCGGCUGCCACCUCAGAAUCUCCCUUCAGCCCUCCUCACCCUUACAUUAACCCAUACAUGGACUACAUUCGAUCCCUGCACAGCAGCCCUUCUCUGUCCAUGAUCUCAGCAGCCCGAGGACUCAGCCCAACAGACGCUCCCCAUGCUGGAGUCAGUCCAGCUGAAUAUUACCAUCAGAUGGCUUUGUUGGCAGGUCAGCGCAGCCCGUAUGCUGACAUCAUUCCUUCUGCUGCCACUGCAGGAGCUGGUGCCCUUCACAUGGAGUAUCUUCACGCCAUGGAUAGCGCCAGGUUUCCAAGUCCAAGGCUGUCAGCUAGACCAAGCCGAAAGCGUACACUGUCCAUAUCGCCCUUGUCUGAUCAUAGUUUUGACCUUCAGACCAUGAUACGAACAUCUCCAAACUCCUUGGUCACAAUUCUCAAUAAUUCUCGUAGCAGUUCUUCAGCUAGUGGUUCCUAUGGCCACUUAUCUGCGAGUGCAAUAAGUCCUGCUUUGAGUUUCACAUACCCUCCCACACCGGUUUCCCUUCAGCAGAUGCAUCAACAAAUUAUAAGUCGCCAGCAAAGCUUAGGUUCAGCCUUUGGACACAGCCCUCCUCUCAUCCAUCCUGCUCCAACUUUUCCUACCCAGAGGCCUAUCCCAGGCAUUCCCAGUGUCCUGAACCCUGUCCAGGUCAGCUCUGGCCCUUCUGAAUCCACACAGCAGAAUAAACCCACAAGUGAGUCAGCGGUGAGCAGCACUGGGGAUCCAAUGCACAACAAGCGUUCGAAGAUAAAACCAGAUGAAGAGCUCCCCAGUCCAGGUGCAGGAAGCAUGCAGGAACAGCCAGAAGGAAUGACCUUAGUAAAGGAGGAAGGGGACAAGGAUGAAAGCAAGCAGGAGCCUGAAGUGGUCUAUGAGACAAACUGCCAUUGGGAAGGUUGUUCACAAGAGUUUGACACGCAGGAACAGCUAGUGCAUCAUAUAAACAAUGACCACAUCCAUGGUGAGAAGAAGGAGUUUGUGUGCCGAUGGCUGGAUUGUUCCCGGGAGCAGAAGCCCUUCAAAGCCCAAUAUAUGCUGGUGGUACACAUGAGGAGACACACGGGGGAAAAGCCUCAUAAAUGCACUUUUGAAGGUUGUACAAAGGCUUACUCCAGAUUAGAAAACUUGAAAACCCACUUGAGAUCUCACACUGGAGAGAAACCAUAUGUUUGUGAGCAUGAGGGCUGCAACAAAGCUUUCUCUAAUGCAUCCGAUCGGGCCAAACACCAAAACAGAACUCACUCCAAUGAGAAACCGUAUGUUUGCAAGAUACCAGGCUGCACAAAACGCUAUACAGACCCCAGUUCUCUCCGGAAACAUGUGAAGACUGUGCAUGGCCCUGAGGCUCAUGUCACCAAGAAGCAGCGUGGAGAUAUCCAUCCAAGGCCUCCACCACCCAGAGACCCAGGCAGCCAUUCACAGUCCAGAUCACCAGGCCAGCAGACUCAGGGUGCAAUUGGUGAGCAAAAGGACCUCAGCAACACUACCUCGAAGCGUGAAGAAUGCCUCCAAGUGAAAGCUGUCAAGUCAGAGAAACCAAUGACAUCUCAGCCAAGCCCUGGUGGUCAGUCUACAUGCAGCAGCGAACAGUCCCCCAUCAGCAACUAUUCCAACAAUGGGAUCGAGCUUAAUUUGACAAGUGGAGGUAGUGUAGGAGACCUCAGUGUCAUUGAUGAAACCCCAAUCAUGGACUCUACCAUUUCCACAGCAACCACAGCACUUGGCUUACAGGCCAGAAGGAAUAUGACAGGGACCAAAUGGAUGGAGCAAGUCAAAUUAGAAAGGUUGAAACAAGUUAACGGAAUGCUUCCACGACUGAACCCCAUUCCACCUUCCAAAGCCCCAACCUUGCCACCUCUCAUAGGAAAUGGUACCCAGUCAAGCAGCAGCUGCAGUGUAGGAGGAUCCAUGACUAUUCUACCCAACAGAAAUGAACUUUCAAAUACGGACAUCACAGUGUUAAAUAUGUUGAACAGGAGGGACAGCAACACUAGCACAAUCAGUUCGGCCUACUUGAGCAGCCGUAGGUCCUCUGGUAUUUCGCCUUGCUUUUCCAGUCGCAGAUCCAGCGAUGCUUCCCAAGCUGAGGGAAGGCCUCAGAACAUGAGCGUUGCUGAUUCCUAUGACCCCAUUUCAACUGAUGCCUCCAGGCGCUCCAGCGAAGCAAGUCAGUGUGAUGACCUUCCAAGUCUUCUCAGCCUCACACCAGCCCAGCAAUACAGGCUGAAAGCUAAAUAUGCAGCAGCUACUGGUGGACCCCCACCAACCCCACUACCUAACAUGGAGAGGAUGAGCCUCAAAACAAGGAUGGCACUGUUGGGUGACUGCAAGGAGCCUGGAGUAUCUCCUCUGCCUCCAGUAAACAUUCCUCGAAGAUGUAGUGAUGGCGGGGCAAACAGUUAUAGCAGGAGGCAUUUUCUGUCUCAUGAUGUACUAGGAAAUGGGACAAGGAGAGCCAGUGAUCCUGUUAGAAUGGUCUCUGACAACCUAUCUCUUCCUAGAGUCCAGCGUUUCAACAGUCUAAAUAGCUUUAAUUCUCCUGCGUUGCCUCCAUCCAUGGAAAAGCGCAACUUUAUUCUACAGAACUAUACCCGCUCUGAUGGUGGCCUGUUCCGUAACUUCAACUCCCCUUGUCCUCCAAGUAUCAGUGAGAACGUUGCCCUGGAGGCUGCUACCAUGGAAGCAGAUGGUAGUCUAAAUGAUGAGGAUCUUCUGCCAGAUGAUGUGGUUCAGUAUUUGAAUUCCCAGAACCAGGGCAUAUAUGAUCACUUGUCAAACGGUGCCCUGGAUAGCAACAAAGUGCAUCACAACUCAGUGAUCGGAAGCAACAGUUUUGAGCAGGCCCCUCCACCAAACAGUCAACAGACCAGCUCCGAAGCAAACAAAAGUGACCUGCCAAUUCAGUGGAAUGAAGUAAGCUCAGGAAGUUCUGACUUGUCUCCUUCAAAACUAAAGUGUGGUCAGCGUUCUGCAGUCCAGCAAAAUCGAGCCUUUGGACUAUAUAAUAAUAUGAUGGUCCAGCAGCAGAAUCUGGAGAGAAAUGGCAUGGCCCAACAAAAUGGUUAUCAGAGUGCUACAGAAAGCAACAGCCUAUACAGUUUACAGCAGAAUAUGAUGAUUAGUAACAACAGUGGUAGUUUUUUCAACAUGCAGUCCAAUAGGCUGUAUGGUGAAAGCAUCAACAGGCAAUCAAUAAUUUCUGGGACAAUGGACAAUUCUUGCAGCAUGGUGGCUCAAGGGCAGAAGUUGAGGAACAAUAACUUGGCAGUGAAUGGAAGCCAGCAAAAUUUUGGUCACCCUCUGGUGACAGGCGAGCAAUCCAUGAGCAUGGCUAAUGGGAUGCAGAGCAAGAAUAUGAUAGAACAGGAAUACUUGCAAAAUCAGCCAGGAGGGGAAGGCAUUCAUUACCAGGGAGUCAGUCAGUCCAGUCAAAUGAUAUUAGGUCAGGUUAGUCCUACCUCACAAAUCAGCCUAUAUCAAGGGCCACAGAAUUGUCCUCCAAUGUCUCACAACCUUGGUAACCAGCAGUCGGGUUUGUUGGUGACAAAGGGUUGUCAGCCAUGUGCCAGCUAUGGUGGCACCAGACGACAAAGCAUGUUGAGAAACACCCUGCCACAACAGCAAGGACAUGUAAGUGAUGCAAACCAGGUAUACAGGGUAAAUGGCAUUAAGAUGGAGAUGCAAGGUCAAUCACAACAGUUCUGCUCUAACAUGCAGAAUUACUCUGGUCAGUUAUAUGACCAAACCAUGGGCUUUAGUCAGCAAGAUAUGAAAACAGGUUCUUUCUCCAUUUUGGAAGCUAACUGCCUGCUGCAGGGGACUGGUACUGCAAACUCAUCUGAGCUUCUUUCCCCAGGGGCUAACCAAGUGACAAGCACUGUUGACAGCAUUGAUGGCAACAGCCUAGAAGGGGUGCAGAUUGAUUUUGAUGCUAUCAUAGAUGACGGGGACCAUGCCAGCUUAAUUUCAGGAGCCCUGAGUCCAAGUAUCAUUCAGAAUCUCUCACGCAAUUCCUCCCGCCUCACCACUCCCAGAGCGUCUCUUACAUUCCCAGCUAUGCCCAUAAGCACAACCAACAUGGCUAUUGGGGACAUGAGUUCUUUGUUGACCUCACUUGCAGAAGAAAGCAAGUUUCUUGCUGUUAUGCAAUAGACAUGGA